GAAACUUCACACUAAAUCAACUGAGAAGGGAAGUUAAAAACCAGACAAAUUAUUAGAUUUAUCAGUUUCUGCGGGAAAUUCUUUUGCUUUAAACUAGAAACCAGAAGAAGGAAAUGUCUGGACUAUCCCGUCGAAUUAUUAAGGAGACACAGCGCCUCAUCGAAGACCCAGUUCCUGGGAUUAGUGCAGCCCCAGACGAAACAAAUGCCCGGUACUUUCAUGUCCUCGUCGCCGGUCCUAAUGAGACUCCCUUUCAAGGCGGAAUCUUUCGACUAGAAUUGUUUCUACCGGAUGACUAUCCAAUGAAGGCCCCGAAGGUUCGGUUCUUGACGAAGAUUUAUCAUCCCAAUAUCGAUCGUUUGGGUAGAAUCUGCUUGGAUGUGCUGAAGGACAAAUGGAGUCCGGCUCUUCAAAUCCGCACCAUUCUUCUUUCGAUCCAGGCCUUGUUGAGUGCUCCCAAUCCGGACGAUCCACUGGUCAACGACGUUGCCCAGUUAUGGAAGGAAGAUGAGGAUAAGGCCUUAAGAAAAGCUCGUGAGUGGACCCUGAAAUAUGCCAUCGAUUCAAUCGAAUAAAGAAUAUUUGAGUAUAGGAGAAGGGAC
Molecule: messenger RNA, 602 nt
Organism: Drosophila eugracilis
Lineage: Eukaryota; Metazoa; Arthropoda; Insecta; Diptera; Drosophilidae
Product: ubiquitin-conjugating enzyme E2 N
Exons: 2
Coding region: 114-575 (153 amino acids)
Source: RefSeq, a predicted model, not a curated record